Messenger RNA from Pectinophora gossypiella (pink bollworm), 1197 nucleotides. RefSeq names its product testis-expressed protein 9-like. NCBI's taxonomy places the organism in Eukaryota, Metazoa, Arthropoda, Insecta, Lepidoptera, Gelechiidae. The transcript is spliced from 6 exons. The coding region runs from base 61 to 1179 and encodes 372 amino acids. The record is from RefSeq and is a predicted model, not a curated record.
ACGAAAUGUCAAACUAAUGUUAUAGCUGUGAAUUUUAAAAUUUAAGAAAAUACACUUAAAAUGGAUUCUUUAGAUCUAUUAGCGCGUGAGGAUGAGUUUAAAAAGCUCAAUAAACAAUUAGAGAAGAAAACUGAAAGUCUUAUGAAGCAAAUUGAGAAAGCGAUGCAAAAACAAGACAUCUUCUCCGAAUUCUCUCACAGCUUAACCUUAAGCCCACACCACACGCCAAACACAAAACACUGUUGCAACACUCCAAAACCAUCUGAACACAGCACACCAGUAAAAAACAAAACAAUAAAAAAAACUACUUCAGAACUAACAAAGAAGAUGCACAAUAAAAGUUUAAAUCAAAAUGAAGACAUACAGAAUGAAGAAUUUGAAAAUGGAAUGCUGAAAAGUAAAGAAAGUAGCACAAACAGUAACUUAAAUUAUGAUAAAACCGUUGUAUGCGAUUGUUGUAUUCCAGAGAGGAGACUUCAAAUUAAUGGGGAUUUAGAGUUUCUAUACGCGUUUGUGUCUGUUAGUGUUCAAGAUAAAGUAUUGCCGCCAUCAUUUUUAAAAGAAAGAGCCUCCGUCGAGAGUAUCUGCAAAUUCUUAUCAUCCAGAGUCAAGUUGAUGCAGGAGCAAAUUGACUUACUGCAAAGUACUAUCAACAAAAAGGCAGCCCAAUGCGAGGUACAUCUGGCGCACCAAGCUGAGCUGGAAGCGGAACGUAUGAGCCUGCUGAAUAGGAGUAACAAUCACCAGGCGGCAGCUGCUGAUAUGAAGGCGAAAUAUCAACUUAUGGCGAAGAAACUGGAGGAAAAAGACCGUCAAUACAAAGAACAAAGAAGCGAGUCAGAUAGACUGUCUUCGGAGGUGAAGCGGCUUCGAUCCCGCGUCGCCAGCGCAGAGGCCCGAAGCGCCACACUAGAAGAUACUGUCAACAGCUUGAGGUCGCAGUUGGAGGCGGCUAAGAAAGCUGAAAAGGACUUCCGCGACUCCACGCGUUCGCUAUCGUCGUCGCACGAGAGCGCCAUCUCUCGACUAGAGGCGAGAAUAAAAACACUCACCACUCGCACCCAGAGACAGGAGAAGCUAGUUCACAACCUCCGAGAACAGAGGGCGCUGUUGAUGGCAGAGGGAGCGGUGAAGGCUUUGGAGUCUGAAUACAGUGCCUUUUUAAUGAAGGAUUUUUAAAUACAGUAUUUAUUGUAA